Messenger RNA from Herpailurus yagouaroundi (jaguarundi), 3098 nucleotides. RefSeq names its product immunoglobulin superfamily containing leucine rich repeat 2 (gene ISLR2). Lineage: Eukaryota; Metazoa; Chordata; Mammalia; Carnivora; Felidae. Gene Ontology annotation, biological process: positive regulation of axon extension. The transcript has 4 exons. Gene Ontology annotation, molecular function: protein binding. The record is from RefSeq and is a predicted model, not a curated record. Gene Ontology annotation, cellular component: cell surface. The coding region runs from base 464 to 2809 and encodes 781 amino acids.
CGAUUCUGGCCAGCAACUCUGUCUCCAGGGCUGCUAUGGGCAGUGCGGGAGACACACAUCGAGUUUCAGCCAAAUGCCUCGACAUUCCUGCGCCUCCGCCUCCUCGUCGCUAAAAGAAAUGUCGGGGUUUCGCCAGAGACAGGGAGCGAGAGUCGGGAACAGCGAGUAUUCGAAUCUGCCGAGGCCGGCUGUUGUGUGAGGGUGUGAGACAUGCUGGCGGUGGCGGGCCGCGGAGGCAUCGGGGGAUAGUGUGUGGGGUUGACGGCGCGUUUGGUGCCCGCAUUUGCAAAAAGAGUUUAAAGGCAAAGACACGCCCCCCCCCCCUCAGUCGUGCUUCUUGCCUUCCCCCAAAUUCCUCAAAGAUGGUUUGUCUCACGUGUUGCGGGGCGUAAAAGCGGCUCGCGUUCAAUUAGCAGCGAAGCUCACCGGCCCUGGCGGGACCCGCGAGUGAGGCCAGCAACAGAUGUGGAAAGCGCCCUUGGGCAAUCGUCUGGGCGCAGAGACAUCAGUCUGGAGAAGGGGUUGCAGCCCGAGGGCAGCGCGCAGAGAGUCAGCAGCGGGAUCCGCGAUGGUGCGCCUGCGGGCUCUGUGGCUGGCCUGGGCUCUGCUAGGAGGGGCCGCAGCUUGCCCAGAGCCGUGCGCCUGCGUGGACAAGUAUGCACACCAGUUCGCCGACUGCGCCUACAAGGAGCUGCGCGAGGUGCCAGAAGGACUGCCGGCCAACGUGACCACGCUUAGUCUGUCGGCCAACAAGAUCACCGUGCUGCGGCGUGGGGCCUUCGCCGACGUCACGCAGGUCACGUCGCUGUGGCUGGCGCACAAUGAGGUGCGCACGGUGGAGCCGGGCGCGCUGGCGGUGCUGAGCCAGCUCAAGAACCUCGACCUAAGCCACAACCUCAUAUCCAGCUUCCCGUGGAGCGACCUCCGUAACCUGAGCGCGCUGCAGCUGCUCAAAAUGAACCACAACCGCUUGGGCUCGCUGCCCCGGGACGCACUGGGUGCGCUGCCCGACCUGCGCUCCCUGCGCAUCAACAACAACCGCCUUCGUACACUGGCCCCUGGCACCUUCGACGCGCUAAGCGCGCUGUCACAUCUGCAACUCUAUCACAACCCCUUCCACUGCGGUUGCAGCCUUGUGUGGCUGCAGGCCUGGGCCGCAAGCACCAGGGUUUCGUUACCCGAGCCCGACUCCAUCGCGUGCGCCUCGCCUCCCGCGCUGCAAGGGGUGCCGGUGCACCGCCUGCCCGCCCUGUCUUGUGCGCCACCCAGCGUGCGUCUAAGUGCUGAACCACCGCCUGAGGCACCGGACAGCCCCUGGCCCGCGGGCCUAGCGCUCCUGCUACACUGCUUCGCGGAAGGACAUCCCACGCCCCGCCUGCAAUGGCAACUUCAGAUCCCGGGUGGCACCGUGGUCUUAGAGCCUCCGGUCCAGAGCGGGGAGGACUAUGCGGAUGGGGCGGAAGACGGGGAGGAGGAAGGAGAUGGGGACGGGCCAACGCAGACGGAGGCCCCAAUCCCGACUCCAGCACCCGCUUGGCCCGCACCCCCAGCCAACCCACGCUUCCUGGCCCUCACAAACGGUUCCCUAUUGGUUCCGCUCCUGAGUGCCAAGGAAGCAGGUGUCUACACCUGCCGGGCCUACAACGAGCUGGGUGCCAACUCCACGUCACUACGCGUGGCAGUGGCGGCUUCUGGGCCCCCAAAACACGCUCCUGGCUCUGGGGGAGACUCUGAUGGGCAGGCCCCUACUUCUGAGCGCAAGUCCACAGCCAAAGGCCGGGGCAACAGCGUCCUACCCUCCAAACCCGAGGGCAAAAUCAAAGGCCCAGGCCUGGUCCGGGUUAGCAUCCUGGGCGAGACGGAGGCGGGGCCGGAGGAGGAGGAGGCAGGUGAGGGAGAGGAAGCAGAAGACCAGGUCUCUGCAGAUCCGGUGGAGGAGCAACGCUGUGGCCACGGGGACCCCUCGCGGUACGUGUCCAACCACGCAUUCAAUGAGAGCGCAGAGCUCAAGCAGCACGUCUUUGAGCUGGGCGUCAUCGCGCUGGACGUGGCGGAGCGUGAGGCUCGGGUGCAGCUGACGCCGCUGGCGGCGCGCUGGGGGUCUGGGCCCAGCGGGGCUGGGGGAGCCGGGCGGCCGGGGCGGCGGCCGCUGCGCCUGCUCUACUUGUGCCCAGCGGGGGGCGGCGCAGCUGUACAGUGGUCGCGCGUGGAGGAGGGCGUCAACGCCUAUUGGUUCCGCGGCCUUCGGCCUGGCACCAACUACUCAGUGUGCCUGGCGCUGGCAGGCGAGGCCUGCCACGUGCAAGUGGUGUUUGCCACCAAGAAGGAGUUGCCCUCGCUGCUGGUUAUCGUGGCGGUGAGCGUGUUCCUCCUGGUGCUGGCCACCGUGCCCCUGCUGGGCGCCGCCUGUUGCCAUCUGCUGGCCAAACACCCGGGUAAGCCCUAUCGUCUUAUACUGCGGCCCCAGGCCCCUGACCCCAUGGAGAAACGCAUAGCCGCAGACUUUGACCCCCGUGCGUCCUACCUCGAGUCCGAGAAAAGCUACCCGGCAGGCGGUGAGGCAGACAUCGUGGAGCCCGAGGAGACUCCCGGGGAGGGCCUUGAUGAAGAUGCGGAGCAGGGGGACCCAGGUGGGGACCUGCAGAGGGAGGAGAGCCUGGCGGCCUGCUCGCUGGUGGAGUCCCAGUCCAAGGCCAACCAAGAGGAGUUCGAGGCGGGCUCUGAAUACAGUGAUCGGCUGCCCCUGGGCGCCGAGGCGGUCAACAUCGCCCAGGAGAUUAAUGGCAACUACAGGCAGACGGCAGGCUGAACCCCCAGCCUGACUGGCCCGCCCAUUCCCAUCCCCCACCUUGGGUACCUGGGAGCUGAAGCCUAGGGCUGGCAGGACGUAAGCCUCCCCACCCCCCACCCGCAACCUUCACUUACUCCGCCCCUUUACCAGACCCAACCUUCACUACUGGGGACUUCUAGUGGGGAGUGGGGCGACUUCAGCAGUCCCAGGCCACCCACUACUGUCAUUGUCCUUGUGGGUUCAGUUCCAUUACCACCGCAAGCACGGUUACUAGCUCUACCCACGGACUGUGAAGCGAAAUCCACAC